UUAUGAUGUAUUUUUCAUAACAUGUGAUGUCUAAUGUCAUCUUGUAAAAUUUCAACUUAAAACUAUGGUUUGGGGAGUAAAAUAAACCAAACAAUAGUUUAGGGGGUUAUUUGAACUUUGGCUAUAAUUGAGGAGAGUAAUUUAGACUUUUUUCUUCUCCAAUCUCCAUAGUGUAUUUAUAUGAAAAACUUGUAAUAACUUUUGUAACUUUACUCAAUUUACAGAGAACCAAUUUGAAUUAAACUGCUGCUCAUUUGCAAGCGCAUGAUGAAUGGCUGCUUCUCCCUCAGUUUGAUCUCCUAUAUAUGUCCUCUCGUAGAAUCGCAUGCAGUUCAUACGCUUUGGGCCAGCGCACGGGACCGAACCAGAGGCGCCCCACGAAGGCCGGGCAGCCAAGAGGAGGAUCGGUGUCGCGGCCCGCGCCCGGCGCGCCUUAUAAGACGGCCGCGCCUGCGCCACGGGCAUCGCCGUCUUCGUCCACCCACGCGGAGAGAGCGGCAGAGGCAGGCAGCCGGUGCGUGCCCCUCCCUCCCUCCGUGCGCCCCGAAGACCUCCGCGCCCGGCGCGGCGAGCUCGCGACCGGCCGGACGGCGGCGUGCCGCUCCUCUGGCUAGAGGCUGCUAGCCCCGCCGGCACGCCCACACCCCCUUCAACUUCAAUCAAUAAAAGAAAAGAGGAAAAAUUAAGCAGCAGUCAUGGCGUCCAUCUCCCCGGAGGACGUCCGCAAUGGGAACGUCGAUCUGUCCAAGAUGCCGGUGGAGGAGGUGUUCAAGACGCUCAAGUGCAGCCGCAAGGGGCUCUCCAGCGCGGAGGGGGAGGGCCGGCUCAGGGCGUUCGGCCCCAACAAGCUGGAGGAGAAGAAGGAGAGCAAGCUGCUCAAGUUCCUGGGCUUCAUGUGGAACCCGCUGUCGUGGGUCAUGGAGAUGGCGGCCAUCAUGGCCAUCGUGCUCGCCAACGGCGGCGGCAAGCCCCCCGACUGGCAGGACUUCGUCGGCAUCGUCUCGCUGCUCAUCAUCAACUCCACCAUCAGCUACAUCGAGGAGGCCAACGCCGGGGACGCCGCGGCGGCGCUCAUGGCGGGGCUCGCACCCAAGACCAAGCUGCUGAGGGACGGCCGGUGGGAGGAGCAGGACGCGUCGAUCCUGGUGCCCGGCGACAUCAUCAGCAUCAAGCUCGGCGACAUCAUCCCCGCCGACGCGAGGCUGCUCGAGGGCGACCCGCUCAAGAUCGACCAGUCCGCGCUCACCGGCGAGUCGCUGCCGGUGAACAAGCACCCCGGGCAGGAGGUGUUCUCCGGCUCCACGGUGAAGCAGGGCGAGAUCGAGGCCGUCGUCAUCGCCACCGGCGUGCACACCUUCUUCGGCAAGGCGGCGCACCUCGUCGACAGCACCAACAACGUCGGCCACUUCCAGCAGGUGCUGACGGCCAUCGGCAACUUCUGCAUCAUCUCCAUCGCCGCCGGCAUGCUGGUCGAGGUCGUCGUCAUGUACCCGAUCCAGCACCGCGCCUACCGCGACGGAAUCGACAACCUCCUCGUGCUGCUCAUCGGCGGCAUCCCCAUCGCCAUGCCCACCGUGCUCUCCGUCACCAUGGCCAUCGGCUCCCACCGGCUGUCGCAGCAGGGCGCCAUCACCAAGCGCAUGACCGCCAUCGAGGAGAUGGCCGGCAUGGACAUCCUCUGCAGCGACAAGACCGGCACCCUCACCCUCAACAAGCUCACCGUCGACAAGUCCCUCAUCGAGGUCUACUCCAAGGGCGUCGACAAGGAGAUGGUGCUCCUCUACGCCGCGAGGGCCUCCCGCGUCGAGAACCAGGACGCCAUCGACACUUGCAUCGUCAACAUGCUCGCCGACCCCAAGGAGGCCCGCGCCGGCAUCCAGGAGGUCCACUUCCUCCCCUUCAACCCCGUGGAGAAGCGCACGGCCAUCACCUACAUCGACGGCAACGGCGACUGGCACCGGGUCAGCAAGGGCGCUCCCGAGCAGAUCAUCGAGCUCUGCAACAUGGGCGCCGACGCCGAGAAGAAGGUGCACGCCCUCAUCGACGGGUACGCCGACCGCGGCCUCCGGUCGCUGGGCGUGUCGUACCAGCAGGUGCCGGAGAAAAGCAAGGAGAGCGCCGGCGACCCGUGGCAGUUCAUCGGCCUGCUGCCGCUGUUCGACCCACCGCGGCACGACAGCGCGGAGACCAUCCGGCGCGCGCUGCACCUGGGCGUGAACGUGAAGAUGAUAACCGGCGACCAGCUGGCCAUCGGCAAGGAGACGGGGCGGCGGCUGGGCAUGGGCACCAACAUGUACCCCUCCACCACCCUCCUGGGCGACAAGGGCAGCACGGUGAACGGCAUGCCCAUCGACGAGCUGAUCGAGAAGGCGGACGGGUUCGCCGGCGUGUUCCCGGAGCACAAGUACGAGAUCGUGAAGCGGCUCCAGGACCGGAAGCACAUCUGCGGCAUGACCGGCGACGGCGUGAACGACGCGCCGGCGCUGAAGAAGGCGGACAUCGGCAUCGCGGUGGACGACGCGACGGACGCGGCCCGGAGCGCGUCGGACAUCGUGCUGACGGAGCCCGGGCUGAGCGUGAUCGUGAGCGCCGUGCUGACGAGCCGCUCCAUCUUCCAGCGCAUGAAGAACUACACCAUCUACGCCGUGUCCAUCACCAUCCGCAUCGUGCUGGGGUUCCUCCUCAUCGCGCUCAUCUGGGAGUUCGACUUCGCGCCCUUCAUGGUGCUCAUCAUCGCCAUCCUCAACGACGGCACCAUCAUGACCAUCUCCAAGGACCGCGUCAAGCCGUCGCCCAAGCCGGACUCGUGGAAGCUCAACGAGAUCUUCGCCACCGGCAUCGUGCUCGGCACCUACAUGGCCCUCGUCACCGCCCUCUUCUUCUACCUCGCGCACGACACCGACUUGUUCUCGGACGUGUUCGGCGUGGCGUCCAUCAAGGAGAACGACGGGGAGCUCAUGUCGGCGCUCUACCUCCAGGUGAGCAUCAUCAGCCAGGCGCUCAUCUUCGUGACGCGGUCCCGGAGCUGGUCCUUCGUGGAGCGCCCGGGCUACCUGCUGCUCUUCGCCUUCUUCGCCGCCCAGCUGGUGGCCACCUCCAUCGCCGUCUACGCCGACUGGGAGUUCUGCCGCAUCCAGGGGAUCGGCUGGGCGUGGGCCGGCGCCAUCUGGAUGUUCAGCCUCGUCACCUACAUCCCGCUCGACGUGCUCAAGUUCAUGAUCCGCUCUGCGCUCAGAGACAAGGGCUGCGCCGCCAGCGACCACAACAAGCAGUGAAACAUUUCCGGGCGGUGCUUGUCUCGCGCGGAGCGGAGGGCGUGCACGAACAAAGGAGGACUAGGGGGGCAAGGGCGGCGAGCGCGAGGCACCAGAGGACACUCCAUCCACGGCCUGAACCAGCCUGCAACCUCCUCCGAUAGAUCAUCCAGCCUCCUCGGCAGCAAGGACGCCGAGCUAGGCCACCAAGCGCGCCGAGGUCGCAAGGUUUCCAUCUCCUCGCCGGCCGGUGGCGGUGGCUAGCUAACCAUCACCAUGCCGGUCUUCUUUUCCUGGUGCCUGCAGCGGCGGCCGCCGGAGAGGGAGUAGUCCUGUGUUCUUCGUUUCCUUAAUUAGGUGUACUUGUGUUUGGGUGGGUUUCGAGCGGCAAGAGGUCGGUUGGCUUGUGAAACUGGUGUAUCCGAUUUUGGGUCUGAAUCAAGUAAAUAUGUACCUACGGAGUAUUGUUGUGUCCUUAAUUCUGUACAGCUAUACAGUAUACAACGGUACGGGAAUGGUCAGGGUGUAACGUCCAUAUACAUACGAUAUGACUAAUUGUAUCUACCAUGCAUCUUGUCAGCAGUUUUUUUGGUUCA
This is a messenger RNA of Panicum virgatum (switchgrass), 3850 nucleotides long. Its product is annotated as ATPase 6, plasma membrane-type-like. Bases 696 to 3275 code for a protein of 859 amino acids. The record is from RefSeq and is a predicted model, not a curated record. Lineage: Eukaryota; Viridiplantae; Streptophyta; Magnoliopsida; Poales; Poaceae. The transcript has 2 exons. Gene Ontology annotation, molecular function: ATP binding; P-type proton-exporting transporter activity; ATP hydrolysis activity. Gene Ontology annotation, cellular component: plasma membrane. Gene Ontology annotation, biological process: proton export across plasma membrane; regulation of intracellular pH.